Molecule: messenger RNA, 1280 nt
Organism: Ananas comosus (pineapple)
Lineage: Eukaryota; Viridiplantae; Streptophyta; Magnoliopsida; Poales; Bromeliaceae
Product: momilactone A synthase-like
Exons: 3
Coding region: 143-976 (277 amino acids)
Molecular function (GO): oxidoreductase activity, acting on the CH-OH group of donors, NAD or NADP as acceptor
Source: RefSeq, a predicted model, not a curated record
UCCACCUAAAGAUGCUCAAAAAGUCGGCUGUUAGUCAACUAUAACAAAAACCUCCUCCCCUCUAGAGACUACCAAUUUGAGCUUCACAAUAAAUUCUUCAAGAAAGGUGAAUCAAGAAGAAGAAAUCUCAGCAUCAUAAGCCAUGGAGAGCUGCUCUGAUUUGCCUGCAACAGCGAGAAAGCUGGAAGGCAAGGUGGCCGUCAUCACGGGAGGCGCCAGCGGCAUCGGCGAGUGCACAGCCAGGCUCUUCUGCCGGCACGGGGCCAAGGUGGUCAUCGCUGACAUCCAAGACGAGCUCGGGAAGUCGGUCUGCGACGAGCUUGGCCCUGCUGCUGCAUCCUUCGUCCACUGUGAUGUAACUAACGAGGACGACGUUAGCAACGCCGUGGACCACGCUGUCGCAAAGUUCGGAAAGCUCGAUAUCAUGUUCAACAAUGCUGGAAUCGGCGGGGCGCCGACCCACAACAUCCUGAAGUGCUCAAAAUCGGACUUCGAGCGCGUGCUGGCUGUGAACGCGGUGGGGCCCUUCCUGGGGACGAAGCACGCGGCGCGCGUGAUGAUCCCGGCGCGGCGCGGGGCCAUCAUCGCGACGUCGAGCCUCGCGGGCGUGGUGAGCGGCGCGGCGUCGCACGCCUACACGUGCGCGAAGAGCGCCGUGGCCGCGCUGACGAGGAACGCGGCGGCCGAGCUGGGGCGCCACGGCGUGCGCGUGAACUGCGUCUCCCCCGCCGCGCUCGCCACGCCGCUCGCCGAGCGCUACGUCGGCCUCCGGGGCGCGGACUUCGAGGCCGCCAUGGAGUCCGCCGCCGUCCUGAAGGGCGUGCGCCUGCGGCCGGACGACGUCGCCAACGCGGUGCUCUUCCUGGCCAGCGACGACGCCCGCUGCGUCAGCGGCCUUAAUCUCGUCAUCGACGGCGCCUUCUCCGUCGUCAACCCCUCCUUCGACCUCUUCAAGGACGUCGAAAAUCCGGCUUAAUUAAUUAAUUAAUUAUCAGACUGCUACUAGCUUUGCUGGUACCAAUCGAGUGCUAUUCGAUCUCUCAUCAGUCGGCUCUCGAGCCUAGUUUGGAUUCUUUUACCAAAGAGUGUACGUCUGCAUGCUUAAUUACUUUCUCUUUUUCUCUCAUGCUAUAAAAUAAUAGUCUUUAACUCUAAUAAAAAAGUAUGUAGAUUUGAUGGUUGUCGUCAUUUCGCAAGAGUUUUGAAUUUCUGGAAGCCCCCGUCGAAAUGUAAAAACAUGUGUAUUUGGACACCAUAUAUAUAUAUAUAUUUUCAAGCUA